AAAACUGAGGUGCAUAGAUAUUGUGACUGGAAUGAGAUCACACAGUUUAGAAACUGGCAGAUCCAGGAUUCACAAGAACAUUCCAGGGAUCCGAUGGAUUCAAGGAGUCUGGAGAAUGCUGGGAACAGGACCUGCCACGAUCAGAUGGUCCCGAAGAUGAACGUGAGCAAAAAGAUCGUGAUGUUGGCCAGCCCGCUCCACGCUCUGGACAUGCCCCAGGAGGUGAAGAAAAGCUGCCCCGAGAAGCAGGGGGAGAUGGGGAACGAGAGGGUCAAGAUGACCAAGGCGCUGAAGGAGAAGCAGAGCGGCGAGCUGGACAGAGCCGGCCUUAAGAGAAGGACGGAGAGCGAGGAGAAGCCCCCCGCCCUGAAGCGGGAGCCCCGGGCCACCGAGCUGGAGAGCCAGCUGAUCGCUGUGCCUCUGCCCCACAUCCCCCUCAAGAACAUCAUGGACGUGGAGAUGAAGCUGGUCUACAUCGACGAGGAAGACGUCACGUACGAGUUCGUGGAGGCGCUGGUGUCCACCGCGGCGCCGGCCCCCUGUCCGGCGGCUGACAUCGCGGACUCUCUGAACGCGCCCCACUUGGCCUUUCUGCCCCAGAUCGACAAGUGGCUCCAGGUGGCCCUCAAGGAUGCCAGCACCUGCUACAGGCAGAAGAAGUACGCCAUGGCGGCGGGGCAGUUCAGAACGGCCCUGGAGCUUUGCAGUAAAGGAGCAGCUCUGGGAAAACCUUUUGAAGCAUCUGCUGAAGAUAUUUCAAGUGUUGCUAGUUUUAUUGAGACAAAGCUUGUCACCUGUUAUCUACGGAUGAGGAAACCCGACCUUGCUUUGAAUCAUGCUCACAGGAGCAUUGUUUUAAAUCCAGCCUAUUUCCGGAAUCAUCUUCGUCAGGCAACAGUGUUUAGAUGUCUGGAGAGAUAUUCGGAAGCGGCCCGGAGUGCCAUGAUCGCUGAUUAUAUGUACUGGCUAUCAGGAGGAAGCGAACAGUAUGUCAGCAAACUCAUCAAGUUGUACUGGCAGGCAAUGAUCGAAGAAGCCCUCACCAGAGCAGAAUCCUUCUCGGUCAUGUACACACCGUUUGCAACAAAAGUAAGGCCUGACAAAAUCGAGAAAGUAAAGGAGGUUUUCACAAAAACGCACCCCGCAUAUGUGGAGUAUAUGUACACAGACCUUCAAGGACUUCACGUGCUGCCUCAGACAGUUGACUGGUCAUCAUUCCCUCCCCAACAAUAUCUGUUGACACUUGGGUUCAAAAACAAAGAAGAUGGAAAAUUUUUGGAAAAAAUGUCAAGUAGGAAGCUACCCACAUUUACAGAGCACAAAACCCCCUUCAGCCCACUGACCCGGGAAGACGCCGCAAGACACAUGGAGACGAUGGGGAAGAGGAUCUUACCGAUAUUGGAUGUCAUCCGAAGCACUAAAUUAAAUGGGAGUUUCCGGGCAUGCUCUGGUGUGAUCGAGAAGUUACAGUACGCCAGCCUCCUCAACCGACUGCAGAGAGUCAAGGAGCAGUCCCAAGUGAUCAACCAAGCAAUGGCUGACCUGGCCACCAUCCCCUAUCUCCAAGACAUCAGUCAGCAGGAUGCUGAGUUGCUGCAGUCGCUAAUGUCAGACGCUAUGGACACCCUUGAAGGAAGAAGGAAUGAUAAAGAACGGGUAUGGAAUAAAAUCCAGAAGAACAUCCUAUCCGAAGAUAAUUAUACCGCACUUAUUUAAUCAGCCCAGGAAGUUCACAACAAUCGUUCCCAUUCUGUGGUCAUCGGCGAUCUCAAAUUCACUCAUGGUACCGGCUUCCUCGUAGCUAAGAACUAGACGAUUACUUUGGAGCUCAAUGCAAUGAGAGCCUCGAACUUUCCUCAUUCCUUCACAUUGUUGGUGUUUUGAGGACAUCAGCCAGGAUGUUCACAUACAUCAUAGAGACAGCUCUGCAAGAUGGCACAGAGAGAAAUAUAGGUCCAACUGUCCCUGGACACCAGCUAGUUCGGCUUCUUAUCUGGACUCUGAUGCAGGCCCCCAUUUGGGCUCAAGUCUUUUUCCAUUCCAGUCCAUCUUUCCCACAGUUGUCAGGUUAUUUUCCUAAAGCAUAGGUUUGAACAUGUCAAUAAACUUAAUGACUCCCAAUUACUUCUAGGUUAAAUACAGAACGCUCUGUUUGGCAUUUAAAGCCUUUGAUGAUCUAUUUCCAACUUGCUUUUCAGACUUAACUUUCAUUACUUCCAAUCUUACAGUUCAGCUUUCUUGUCAUUCCUUAUUCUUGACACUCGCUCUUCCACCUCUAUGCCUUUGCGAAGGCUAUACCUCAUGCCUGGGGUGCAUUCCCUACGCACCUCCAACUCUAUGUUAAAUCCCAAUAUAUCUUUUUUUUCCAAUAUACCUUCAAAUGUAUUCUGUGUAUUUAUCGAUUUUGUAUAUUAUUUUAUGCAGAAUGUGUUAACUCCCUCAUUAAAAUGUAAGCUGCUUAAAGGCAGAAACUAGGUUUUUACUCAUCACCUAACACAGUGACUGGCACAUAGCAGCCUGUUAAGUAAUUUCUUGUUUGAUUAAUUGACACAAGUACAAUGGAUGGAUGGAUAUGUGGGUGAAUGAUGAAUGGUCAGAUGGAUGGAUGAAUAGAAACUGAAAAAGAUUUAAAGGAAGUUCAGGAAGGUCAAAGUCCUAUAACAUGGAGCAAAUGAAUGUAUACCGGAAUUUGGCUUCCUUAAUUUCAUUAGUUUAUCCAUCACAGCAUGACAAAAUUCAUUAAUCCAGUUAGAAUUUAUCAAACACCAAUUAUGUGCCAGGCACUGUGCUGUAUGUUGGAGAUACAAAGAUAAAAAUAAAACAAUUCCUGCCUUCAGGGAGUUUUACAUGUACAGAAAAAUCAAAUACAAACUAUUUAAAUUCUCAAUUCAAUUCCUGUUUUCCUUUUCUUCUGAUAAUCUACUGACCCUCAUGAGGUCUUUAAUUUUUUUUUCUUUCUGAAAAUCUAAAGGAUUGUUAGUUGUUUUACCACAUUUGUGCUAUAGGACGACAUUUUAGGAUGCCACAAGCAAAAUAAAAGAAUGUAGUAAAUU
This is a messenger RNA of Sarcophilus harrisii (Tasmanian devil), 3053 nucleotides long. It is a transcript of the gene SPATA16, whose product is annotated as spermatogenesis associated 16. Gene Ontology annotation, cellular component: Golgi apparatus. Gene Ontology annotation, molecular function: protein binding. NCBI's taxonomy places the organism in Eukaryota, Metazoa, Chordata, Mammalia, Dasyuromorphia, Dasyuridae. The transcript is spliced from 11 exons. Gene Ontology annotation, biological process: spermatogenesis. The coding region runs from base 94 to 1716 and encodes 540 amino acids. The record is from RefSeq and is a predicted model, not a curated record.